UACAAUUAAAGAAAAGAGAAUUCGUUUGAGCGCUUUAUAAAGUUUCACGUUGAUUGGCCUAGUUUCAAUUGCCUCUUGCCAUCAGUUUAAGAAAGUCAAAAACUCUUGGGUUGACAUUUCAGGCCCAUGUUUGCGACAUUCAGACCCUGGGCCUGAAUGGAACGGGCCUGAAUGACUGGGCCUGAAUGUCACCUUCUUGGGUCUUACCUUUCAGCCUGGGAAAUACGGCCAGGCAUCCGCAGCAGUUGCUUCAUCCGUAGAAAAGUUGAAUCCACCAGCCACACUCACGUGGAUGUACACGAGGACAAAGGUAAGAAGAGAUCCGUCCUACUAAAUCGAUCAACAUCGGUAGCACGUGACGGUAGUUUCUCAAAUCCAAGAGGUAUCUAUGAAAAAGAAAAUGAAAAAUAGGUUACAAAAAAUAUUCGUAGAAACAACAAGUAAGGAAAAGUUGAAAUUGAGACAGUGAUUGAUAAACAGGAGAAUCAAAGGUUUUCACGUAAUACACUGCAUUUGUGCAAGUCAUGCAUCAAUAGCAUCAUUAAAAUUUCUAGCAGGUUGCAGGAACAAAAGUAAUGAAUCAUUACCCAGGCGAUGAUACUGAGGCUAUUGCUGAUGACAAGUCAAUACCAGUACAAGAAAAACUUGUGCAUUGUAUUGUUACGAUGGCUGGCUCAGGCCUCAAAUCUGCACAAAAGGAGGUUACAGUGCCAACAUUUUGCCCCAUCGACAUGGGACUUAGCCUUAAAUGAUAAAUUCUAGUCAUAAACUAAUAUUUCACAGAUUUGUUAACUUAGUUUUAACUUGUUUUCUUAGUUCCAUCUGGUUAUAUUUGCCCGCCAAACAACAUGGAGCACUUGGAGAGCAUGGAGAUCGAGCCAGCAACUGUGGUGUCGGGAGUAAACCACAGUUGGUCCGACGACCAGAUUUCUGUAUAAUUUUAUUUGCUGUGCUUAUUUUUCGUGCAGCCACGUACGUCUCGAAAAAAGUGGGUUGUUUUGUUUUCUUUGUAAUCUCAAAUGUCGACUAUUUUUUAACUUGUAAACAAAAUGAAAGCAGACGCCACUAAGAUUUUUUAAGGUAUCGAUAUAGAAAUUAAAAAUCGACCUCCCUCCGGAUCAUAGAAAAAAUUUGCAUGAGACCCGCAGAUAAUCAUUUUUAUAGACUGUGAAACCGCCACAAUAAGACUCUCACAGGCCCUAUCAUGGGAAUUAGUAAACUUUAGCGAUGGAAGAUACCAAGCAAAUGCCAUUUGAAUGUCGUCAUCGAGUCCCUCUUAUUAUUUUCUCGUUCUUCGAAAUAACUAAUGAUUUGAAGGUCAAUGAAACUUGUACAGUCUGUUGGUAAUCAAACAAUUCCAGUUUACCGGGGUCGGCAUUAUUUUAAAUGAGUCGCCCAUGCCAUUAAAACAAAUAUAAUUUUUAAAAAAUCGAUUUCAAGAUGCCAACUGAUACAUUUGAUCCGCAGACCGGUCGAAAUCCUGCCAAAUAGUUUCCAGAUAAAUUAUGCUAGGAAACAAAAAAGCUUGUCUAGUUGCCUAAUUGGUUCACGAAGCCAGAUAUAAAAAAAUACAAGUUUUCUCAAGUCUUGGAAACAUUUGACGCAAUCGUCUAUGUAUUGAACAAAGAAAUGAUGGGGCAGAAGAAGAAGAAGCAUCGGAAACCGUAUAAAAUGAAUCUCCAGUUGUCUGUUGGAGAGUGACAGACCAAGUCGUAAUUGUGUUACUCAAGAAUCACCGACGACAUAACCCAACAUGUCCGUCACUUACAUUUGUCUACUAGCGUUAGUGUUGACUCCGUUGGUGGCCAAUGGCAGACCAGCAGCAGAGUCCAUCGAGUCCAUCUCGACCCCUAGGGAAACACGCCAGUAUAACAUGUCACCUGUUCCAGCAGCACCAUGGCUUAUGACACCGUAUGGGUUCCAAAAGCAAAUUUUCGGACGAUAUCCAUAUCUGGCGACAUCUGGGACCCCAGCAGCUCAGGUCCAGGAACGAUUUGCACUUGCUCUUCUGUUGAGUCUAUUUGGCGGUGGUGGUGGUGGUGGUGACGGUGGUGACGGUGGUGACGAUCGAAAUCCCUGGAAUUUUCGGCCCCUGGCCAAUUUCCAGCAACAAAUGGCCAAUCCGCAGCCGUUUUUCUGGCCGCUGACUACCGCGCUUGGUUAAAUAAUUAUUUUAGAAAUUCAUCUCUGAAUUAAAAAAUAUGAAAUUAAGAAAAAAUAAUUCAUUUAAUUAAAAAAAAAGAAAAUUGAUUUGUUUUCUUCUUCACAUUAAUUUAAUCAAAGCAAACUUCGCAAUACAAUUGUAUAACU
Daphnia pulex (common water flea) is the source of this 2310-nucleotide messenger RNA. RefSeq lists its product as uncharacterized. Lineage: Eukaryota; Metazoa; Arthropoda; Branchiopoda; Diplostraca; Daphniidae. The coding region runs from base 1754 to 2164 and encodes 136 amino acids. The record is from RefSeq and is a predicted model, not a curated record. The transcript is spliced from 3 exons.